AUGGUUGCUGACACCAAUAGCUGUGUAGUACAAAUACUGAGAAUAAUAUCCAUGUCUUCCUCCAAAACGAAGACAAUAAAGUCAACGUUCCUCGUUUUAUGCCUCUUAGGUUCGGUCCUCUAUCCAAUCAAGGGUGAUGAUGGGGGGGAUAGUAAUGGUUCUGACAACGUAAAUUUGCAUUCAAAGGGUCUGAUCCUCGUGAAAGUAUGGUGUUUGAUCAUCUUGCUUGUGAGCACUUUCGCGGGUGGAGUUUCUCCUUACUUCUACCGUUGGAAUGAGGCCUUUCUAUUUUUGGGGACUCAGUUCGCUGCUGGUGUUUUCCUUGGAACGGCUUUGAUGCAUUUCUUGAGCGAUUCUGCUGGAACAUUUGGAGACCUCACCACUAAAACUUACCCUUUCUCCUUCAUGCUUGCUUCAUCUGGAUACCUUCUCACCAUGCUUGGUGACUGUAUAGUGGUUUAUGUCACCAGCAAUAGCGAGAGGGAUUCCAAAGUGGUGGAAUUGGAAGGAGGGACAACACCCCAAGAGCAAGAGCUAUCCAUAGAUCAGUUGGCUGUGGAGACGACCAACCCUGCUUUCAUCAAGACUUCUUCUUUGGGUGACACCAUUCUACUCAUCUUCGCACUGUGUUUCCAUUCAGUUUUUGAAGGCAUUGCGAUUGGAGUAUCAGGUACUAAGUCGGAUGCAUGGAGGAACUUAUGGACAAUAUGCUUGCACAAGAUAUUUGCUGCUAUUGCAAUGGGAAUUGCUUUGCUUAGGAUGUUACCAAAGAGACCCUUUGUAACAACGGCAAUAUAUUCAUUGGCCUUUGCUAUCUCUAGCCCUAUUGGAGUGGGGAUUGGCAUUGCCAUCGAUGCCACAGCACAAGGACACACUGCAGAUUGGAUAUAUGCUAUAUCUAUGGGAAUAGCUUGUGGUGUUUUCAUCUAUGUUGCCAUCAAUCAUUUGAUAGCCAAAGGCUUCAAACCGCAGAGGAAGAGCAGUUUCGACACUCCUUGGUUUAAGUUUCUCGCUGUGCUUUUAGGUGUAGCUGUUAUAGCAGUUGUCAUGAUCUGGGACUGAUCAUGAUCAUGGUCAGAUUUUAAUUCCUGUUUU
Gastrolobium bilobum is the source of this 1095-nucleotide messenger RNA. Its product is annotated as zinc transporter 1. Gene Ontology annotation, cellular component: membrane. The transcript has 3 exons. The record is from RefSeq and is a predicted model, not a curated record. Gene Ontology annotation, biological process: zinc ion transmembrane transport. The coding region runs from base 1 to 1062 and encodes 353 amino acids. Lineage: Eukaryota; Viridiplantae; Streptophyta; Magnoliopsida; Fabales; Fabaceae. Gene Ontology annotation, molecular function: zinc ion transmembrane transporter activity.